This is a messenger RNA of Falco peregrinus (peregrine falcon), 2224 nucleotides long. It is a transcript of the gene NDUFV3, whose product is annotated as NADH:ubiquinone oxidoreductase subunit V3. The coding region runs from base 691 to 2121 and encodes 476 amino acids. The record is from RefSeq and is a predicted model, not a curated record. The transcript has 4 exons. Gene Ontology annotation, cellular component: mitochondrion. NCBI's taxonomy places the organism in Eukaryota, Metazoa, Chordata, Aves, Falconiformes, Falconidae. Gene Ontology annotation, biological process: mitochondrial ATP synthesis coupled electron transport.
ACGGGAACACCCCCGGCCCCCGGGGGGCCCGCAUGCCCCGCUGCGCUGGCCGCUCUCUCAGCGGGGCCGCUGAGGGCAGCGGGCGGGGCUCAGCGCAGCCCUCCGCCCCUGAGCGCGCAGCGGGGAGCCGGAGGGGCCGGGCGGCGGUGCCGAUCCCCAGCCGGGGCGCAGCAGCAGCCUUCCUGUGCGCCUCGGGGUUUGGGUGAUCCCGCCCGCCCGGGCCCUUGGCGGGGUUUGAUGGGGCCGCGCUUCAGGCGGCAGCUGCGCUGUGUCCCGGUGGCGCGGCCUCAACAGAGAGCACGGCAGGAUGAAGCCAUUUCCAAUAGCCGCGUUUCGCGUAAUUGCUCCGUGUACAACUGCAGAUAACGGACAAUGUAAACGGCCGCUUUUAACUUGAAAGCAGCGAUUCUAUUUUAAAAUACUUGGAGUUUUCUGCCUUAAGCGUUGGAAGUAACUGACAAUGUCCUGGUCAUGCCGCUCACGAGCCGGAAGGCUGCGUGUCUCCUCCAUACCGCCCUGAGAAUGCCCGAGCUCAUCUGAUCUCGGAAGCUAAGCAGGAUCGGGCCCGGUUAGUACCUGGAUGGGAGACGGCUAGGGAGCGCCGGGUGCGUAGCCUUGGUUUAGUGGUGGACUUGGCAGUCCUGGGCUAACGGUUGGACUUGAUGAUCUCAAAGGUGUUUUUCAACCUAAAUGAUUCUACCGUUCUAUACUCGACACUCCCACCGGGCCUCGCCAACGGCGUCCCCGCUGCGGCCACCGGCAGGGGCAAAGCCCCACGGCUCAGGCCCCGCCCACCGGGAGGGCCCGGAGCCGCCCCGGCGUUCGCGCACCGUCCGGGCUCACGUCAAGAUGGCGGCUCCCUCGCUGCUGGGCUGCGGCCGGGUGGCGACCCGCAAGGUGUUGCGGCUGGAGGCCCGGGGGCUGCGAGGGGCGGCCCCCAGCGCGGCGCUCUGCACCAGGCCGGCGGGCUCCGGGACGCCGCCAACGCAUGUAGUGGCACCACAGGGAAGCACCAAACUGCUAGCCACCAAGGCACCAGCUGAAUUUCCUAAAAUGUUAUCUUCUAGCACUCUCCUUUUGUCUGCAAAUAAAGGUGAGAGCAUAUCUAGUACUAACCUCGAGGAAGCUUCAAAACCUUCUGCUGAAGACAUGAGGGUGUUCAUGUCAAGAAAAACCGUGGUUGCAUUUCCUCAGCGAGUUGUUUCUUCCCUUGAGGAGGAAAAUGUCACUACACCAGCAACAGAAAGAGACUUGAGGAAAGAGUUAGUUGAGGAAGAAACUUCAUCUUCAUCCAGCUCAGAUUCAGAUUCUAGCUCAGAUUCUGGGGAAGAAAAUGAUGAUGAUUCAGAAGCUGCCAUUAAAACCAAAGUUGAGUUUCCUAGACGGGAUUCCAUCUUUUCUGAGAACAUCGCAGUAAAGGCAUCAAUGCUAGCAAGAGAGAACUUGUCCCAAAAAUCCCACCAAGAAUAUGUAGCUAAGAAGAAGACAUGCAGAACAGAAACUGAUGUGUCUCCUGUCAAGCAGGUCACGUUUUCUAAAAGAUCAGUCAGCCAUGAAAAGCCAAAAUCCAAAGCAAGAGACCCCAAAGUAAAAUCAACUCCAAAAGAAGCAGAUCGGCAGAAGCUGGUCUUAGAACCACGCAUGACUGAAAGACAAGACCUGACGGAUGUCACUCAUAAAUCUGAUUAUUUGGAGGAAAAGUCCAUUGGAACCCAGGUAGCAGCUAUUCAGCUGAAAGCUUCAUCAGUGACUCAGAAAGACAAAAAGCAAAAACUGGUAUCCAGAAGAGAAGAAAAACAGGUGAAGGAGGCACAGGAGUCAGAAGCAGAGGUAGUAGCUGCUCCUAAACCAGAAAAGACUUCUGAAAGCACAAUAUUGGUGAUGGGCACUACAGCCAAGGAGGAGACCAUUCAGGAAGCAGGAGUCCAGGCUGGAGAAAGAAACACAAUAGAGGAGACCACAGCAGCUGCUCAGCCUGCUCCAGAAGAAUUCGAUAAUUCUACCUACAAGAACCUUCAGCAUCAUGAAUAUAACAUUUAUACCUUUGCUGAUUCUGUUGCAGUUCUCUCAAAAUUCAGGCAGCCUCAGCCAUCUUCUGGAAGACCAUCACCAAGACACUGAAAGAACCACAUUUAAAACAAAUGCCCAGACAGAACAAGUUGUUCUGUUUAGCGUUGUUGCUUCAUCUGUAGUAUAAAUCAGAUAAUAAAUGCAUAAUAAGUUA